AUGAAAUACCUCAUCAGCUACGAUAAAUCUACUUCAGUGACUGUCGACGAUGUCUACGCAUGUGCGGAGUACUGCGGGAACAAGGGUGUGAAGGUGUUUUAUUACUACACAAACGGAACUUGUGUUGCGAUCAGCCGUGUGGCGAGCUAUACGAUAGAAACAAGUGCGGUCAUAGGUAGGAAAUUUUCUUAAAAAUAUUUUUUGCAUCUUGAUUCCUCGAAAACUGAUGAUUUCAGAUUCCAAAACCCGCAAUUUCACCGUGUAUGUGGCGUCGGCGCGGAAGGGAUGCACCUGCAGUGACAUGGACUCGGAAAAUGCGCAGAUAUCGAUUAUCAGUCUCAGUAAGUGGCAUAGAUGAUGAGUUUGUUUGCAAAGAAAGAUAAGCAAAACAUCACUUUGGGCGCCGGGCAACGCGGACCGCCAGACUAAAGGAAAAUAAGGAAGAACCUCGAAAUACCGGAAAUAGAAAGUGAAAGAAAUGGAGAGGAUUUGUCUCAGCGGCUAGCCCAGAAGUUGGAACGUCUAGCCAAAACUUUAAAAGGGCCUCAAAAUUAUCAAAAUACCCAUAAGUUUGACUAAACAUUCAUGGAAGCUCAAAGCCCACCUAACGCAUUGGCUAGCCGUUGAAGCUAUUCCGGACCGGAUUCAAUUUUUGGCUAGCCAUGUGAGAUUUUUCAGGUUCUUACUAGUUACUUUUGUAGUGGCGGUCCGAGUAAUUAGGUUAGGAAAAAGCCGUAUGGGCUGCUUUACUUAGACUGUCGGUGGACUUGCUUCUAAUUGUAAGUAAUGAAGCCGCAAGAUAGCACAAUGAUGGCUUGUAGUCGAAUAAAACACCCGCGGAGAAUAUAGUCUGUAACUUUAUAAGCUCCUAAUAACACGCAACAAACAAUAGUGUUCUAUGAAAGUUACAAGAUCUCUAGAGAUUAGUAUCCGAUCCGAGUCAAUGAGAACAUGCCGGAUUGGUCGACAGGCUGCGGCAAAGGGUCAGAUGACCAUUAUUAUUAUGGGACCCGAAAAGGGACAGGAUAAUCAUCCUGAAUUGACGUGAAGUCUAUAGUGGUUGAGUUUACCGCGUCGACAGACUUCCGAUCUCACUAUCCGUGACCCGGGUGCCUAUUUAAUUUCACGUAUUCUGCAAAUUGUGGCUUCUACUGCGCAUCUCCUUAUUUAAAGUAAUCCGAAACUUUUUUUCAGCAUAUGGCGAGAACAUUUGUCCGCAGGGCUUUAAUUACGCCCUCGACAAGGCGAUGUCUUAUCUGUGUGUAAAUACGGUAAGUUAUUCUGCGGUCUUCUGCUUACGAGUGGAGUUUAUCAAUUCUUGAAAAUUUUACCUCGCGCUUUACCGGCGCAGCCGGGAUGUUCUGAAUUCUUGCCUUUGGGAAAAUGAGGGGAGUCAGACAGAGGAAAAAGCAAUUUUUUGGCCAUACGUUUUUAUAAUUUUUUUUAAAAUUUUUUUUUGGCGUUUCUGCAAAGCGCCAGAAAAGAAUUUCGCAUUUGUCGCAAAAUUUGUGUAAAUGUAAAUUUGUCGUCUCGGAUUUGUUGUAGAGAAUGAAAUUCUGCACAUUAUGAAAUCAUCGCUCGUUGUCAUAGAUAAGGGCGCUUUUUUCGAACAUCCAGAAUCGGCGAUUGAUUAUGUAUGCAAUUUUCUUUAACAAUUGUCAAAAGUGGCCUAGCUCAAAAAAUCUGCCUCAUGGUUUCACUGUCAAAAAAUAAAAAAAAAAUGGCUCAUUUUUGACAUAUUUCAGGUGGCUGAUUUGGACGAUGGUUCAGAUCCGUAUGGCCAUAAAUUCGACAACUUUCGAGUCGGCGUUACAACGAAUGUCACAGGGUAUCCGGAGCAAAGUCAGUAAGUGCAAUUUUAAUAACAAACUUACAUAAUUUCUAUAACAAUCUAAAUUUUAAAAUCUUUGAUUCCAGAGUCAACAACUACGUGAUGAACAGAGCUCGUAAGUGGUAUAAAAAUAAAGCAAACCAUAAAUUUAGAAGCCACAGAGACCGUGAAAUACACAUGCAGCAAUGAUCAAGCGUUUGUUGUGUUCUUAUUGGAUGGAUAUUACUGUCAUCUGCAAGUGGAUUUGUAUAUUAACACGACAGUUCCAUUGGUUCAAAAUCAUUGCAAGCACUAUCUAACCGGAGGAACUCCGGUUAAAUUGUUCAACGAGAUGAUUCGAGGCUUUUUAUACAGUAAGAUUUUACUCAUUAGGGGAAGUGUUCGAAGUUCAGUGUUAUGAUUUUUUUACCAUCUAUUCACACGACAGACCAUGUCAAUUUCUGAAAUUUUUCGGUCGCGCUUUGCAAGGCCAGACACGUUAUUCAGCCAUCUUUGACGGAUAGAUAGUGCGUGAUAUGAGGAGAGCGGCCAGAGAAAAAAGCGUUUUUUAUCUCUUUGUCAACUUUGCACGAAAAAAAUGAUUUUUUUGUAAAAACGUUAUGUUAUACGGUGGAGGCAUGGCUAGAAGACCGGGACAGGGCCUGAGAAAAGCCCCGGGCCGGCCUGACCACUUCGGCCCCCCAAAAAUCGACCCGGCUCGGCGCCAUUGCCACCCCUAGCCAUUUCUGCGACCGUGGGAAAAACCAUGAGCCUUUGUAAUGCCUAAAUUUGCGAAACAUGUCAUAUUUUUCCGACUUCCGUGCAAGAAAACCUCGAUUUUUUUCAUCAAAGCGCAAACUAGCAAUUUCACAAAUGGCUUACAAAAAAUAAUCUCAAUUGGCCCAAUUCUCGUUAAUAUCCGAGCCUCGCACUUUGACCACUUCCUCUGUCAAACUCUCUUACAUUUUACUUUCAAUCGUCACCAUAUUACACAUGAUACAUAAUAUAUUAUAUUUCGCCAUCUUUUCCAGUAAAUCACGCAGGCUGGCCGGUGGUCGGAAUUGUCCCGAAUGGCACAGGCUGGAUGUAUUGGGACAAUACGACCGUUGGGAAUGAUAUUGUCUGGCAAUCGGGAUACCCUGGAGAUGGUGAUAUUGCGAUGAUCGGAGUUCAAGGCCUUAGUAUGUUCAAUGGGCCCGAAAAUGUGCAGAAUCAGUUCCCUUGUAUGGCUAGUGCUACCAAGAGCUAA
Messenger RNA from Bursaphelenchus xylophilus (pine wood nematode), 3059 nucleotides. NCBI's taxonomy places the organism in Eukaryota, Metazoa, Nematoda, Chromadorea, Rhabditida, Aphelenchoididae. The record is from the annotation of a GenBank genome assembly.